This is a messenger RNA of Phlebotomus argentipes, 699 nucleotides long. Its product is annotated as low choriolytic enzyme-like. Bases 1 to 699 code for a protein of 232 amino acids. The record is from RefSeq and is a predicted model, not a curated record. The transcript has 2 exons. Lineage: Eukaryota; Metazoa; Arthropoda; Insecta; Diptera; Psychodidae. Gene Ontology annotation, biological process: proteolysis. Gene Ontology annotation, molecular function: metalloendopeptidase activity; zinc ion binding.
AUGAUCUUUGUCAAUUGUGCUCUUCUACUCGUGACUUCGGUGGCUGCUCAUCGACUCACCAUUCGAAAGGAUGACAUAGUUUUGUCCACUCAACAAUUGAAAAUCAUCCAAACGCGUUCUGCAAUUCCGGUGGUAAAACCCUGGCCAAAUAAAACAAUUCCCUAUAGAAUUAAUGUGGGUUUCACUGAGUCAGAAAAAAGAAGAAUAAGGACAGUUAUGAAGCACAUUGAGGAAAUCUCAUGUGUCCAAUUUACGGAGAAUCUAACGUACAAAGGAUAUCUCUCUAUUAUAAAAAGUGACCAUUCGUGUUUCUCAACGGUGGGUUAUGAACCAAGUCCUUUGGCAAUGAGAGUGGAUCCUUAUGAUUGCGGAGAUCGGAGUGACAUUUUGCACUUAUUCCUCCACGCCUUGGGAUUCUUCCACAUGACCAGCAGGCCAGAUAGGGAUGAAUUCGUGGCGAUUCAGUGGAAGAACAUCGCUGAUUAUGCAGCCUUCAUGAAGCUGUCCGAGGAAGAAAUGCCGAGCUAUGACACUCCUUAUGACUACUUAAGCAUCAUGCAUCCGCACAAGAAGGUUCUUUCUCAGAACUUUGGCACCACAGUUGAAACGACAGACGCAGAAGUGUCGGAUAAAAUUGGCACAGGAGAGACUCUCAGCGAAGGUGACGUUUUGCGGUUGAACGCAAUGUAUGAGUGUUAA